Messenger RNA from Myxozyma melibiosi, 2294 nucleotides. RefSeq lists its product as uncharacterized. The record is from RefSeq and is a predicted model, not a curated record. Lineage: Eukaryota; Fungi; Ascomycota; Lipomycetes; Lipomycetales; Lipomycetaceae. The coding region runs from base 401 to 2203 and encodes 600 amino acids. The transcript is spliced from 3 exons.
UCUUCAAUAUCUACGAUAUCAACAAUACACACAAAAUGAGGUGUUUUGCAGGCAGACGCAGGCAGCAGAUCGUCUGUGACAUGCCCGUGACUUCGUGACUCAACGUGACUCACAAAACUCUAAAAUCCUGGCUGAACGGUCUCCGGCGCCCGCGCUCUCGUCGCCAAACGACACGACGACUCUCGCGCCCCCUUCGACGCAGGAAUAAAGAUCCAGAAAAAGACAGUCGCUUUGUUGUCUUUGUUAAAAGGAACAAUAGCGCACGUUUAGACUGACGAAUCAUCACGAACGGGCGAUAGUCGUUACGGGAUUGUGUGCUGAAGUUUGAUUUUCAGUGUGUGGUUGUGUGGACUGGACAUUUCGACGCAGGUUAUACAUCUAGAAACAAAUCACGGACUCGAUGGCUGAUUUGGACGUCAAUGCACCGGCGCCAGAGCUAGCGUCUACCUCGUCGCUGAAGCGGAAGUUCGCAUCAUAUGGCGCUCCUACUAAAGCCGGCGGCAGCCUCUUACAGCAGUUUAUUACCGUUCUUGAAGCGGAAGAUCCAGACGGGGUGAUACUGAGUACGAAAAUCAUCCCUCGACCCGCGAUACCCUCCUCCUCCGUCCGUCAGGCACCCAAGCGGACGCGCGCGUCAGAAGCAGCAGCGGCAGCGGCAGCCAUCGCAGCCGCCGUCGCAGCCUCCUCGACCGACAACAUCAAAGAAGAAAAACCAACGACAGAGACCGUGUCCAUCCUCGAGAAGCUCAGACUAGGCGGCUACCGUCCGACCGAGGACUCGACAGGCGCAGAUGCGGUGGUGGAUGAGUCUGAGGCAAUUCAGGAUCUGCGGGAUGACCUGAAACUAGCUGCCCAGCGUGUGAUUGCGACGCUCGCGCCGUCGUCGGAGAUGUACCAGCGCAUCGAUCGGUUUUUCUAUUACGCAGAGUCGCUGUUUGCGAGGUGUAUCAGGCCCGCGGGGAAGGAAAUCGAGGCGCUGGUUGAGGCCAGUGCUGCUGCUGAUGCUGCUAAUGCUGCUGCUAAAGCCGCUGCCGCUGCGAGCGUGGGCGAAGACGGUCUAGCUUCUGCGGCCGCGACGACGACGACGAUAGACGAGCGCGGGGAGGACAAGGAGGUGCUGUACAUGGUGAGCCAGCACGGCCCGCUAUUCUCGUCGCUCUCGAAAAAGUCGCGGAUAGAUCCCCGCGAAUUCGAAGUGCCCGCGUUUUUCAACACGACAAAGAUCGUCCCGCUGCGGCCCGGGACGGCGACCAACCGCCGGCUGGGCAUGCUCUCGCCGUCGCCGUACCACGCACUAACCGGCAGCGCGCCCGCGGUCGCGGCCAAGCUGCGCCCGCUGCUUUCAGACUUUACGCACCCGGUGAACGAGCCGCUGCCGACGGCGCGGUGGAUAAAGUACGACGCGUACUCGAGUUUUGCGCCGACGAAGGACGAGGUGCAGACGAUUGUGAGCGGGGAGACGGCGGCGAUGGUGUGGUAUGAUCGGUAUGCGAGGAAGAUUCGGCGGCGGCAGGAGGUGGCGAAGAAGAGGGCGGAGUCGAGUGUGCCGGAGACGCCGGCGGAGGCUGGUGCGGGUGAGAGUAAAGGAGAGUCAGAGACGGCGACGGCGACGGCGAGUGAAGCGGUCGAGAAAGAUGGAGAGAGCGAGACAGUUGGAGAGAGUGGGGAGAGCGGAGAGAAGAACGAGGGAGAAGACGACAACAGCGCGAUCGAUCCUGAACUGAUCAAGGACUGGCUCGAGUCCGAGUCGAGUCGGGAAUACGACAACGUGACGCUGACGACGAUCGCGUCGUGGCUAGAGCGCCUACAAGAGCUACAAAUCGAACGAUUCAAGCAACCCCCGCCGGCAGCACCGCUCGUGAUCCCAGGCCACGUCUACCAAAACCCGCAGCAGAUGAUGCAGAUGCAACUCCAGCAAGCGCAGCAGCAGCAGUUCUACAUCGAAGGCCCCGCGGUCUCGCAGGAGGAAAAAGAACUCGUGCGGAAGGUGCAGUACGCGCUCUCGGAGAUGGUCAGCCAGCUACCUCCGUACCUGGUCGCGGACUCGGUCUCGCGAUGGAUCCCGACGCUGGCGAAGAGCACGGUCGGUAGUCUGCCGCCGGACGCGUCGGCGGAGAUGGCGGGGUUGAUGCCGGCGGGGCAGCAGCAGCAGCAGCAGCAGCAGCAGAGUCCUGCGGGCGGCAGCGGGCGGAGGAGGAGGUAGGUGGAGUGAGGGAAGAGUGUAAUUUGUUGUAUUUAUGUUUUAGUAUACGGUGUAUGAUUAGUUAUGAGCGCAAUAGAGGAGUUUGAAGAUA